Molecule: messenger RNA, 1445 nt
Organism: Lampris incognitus (smalleye Pacific opah)
Lineage: Eukaryota; Metazoa; Chordata; Actinopteri; Lampriformes; Lampridae
Product: shaker-related potassium channel tsha2-like
Exons: 1
Coding region: 1-1437 (478 amino acids)
Biological process (GO): protein homooligomerization; potassium ion transmembrane transport
Cellular component (GO): voltage-gated potassium channel complex; membrane
Molecular function (GO): protein binding; delayed rectifier potassium channel activity
Source: RefSeq, a predicted model, not a curated record
AUGACCGUAGUGCCCGGGGAGAACCUGGAUGAGACUGUGGCACUGGCAGCCCUGUCCCACGACGUCUGUGACCCGCAGAGAGCCGACCAGGAAUGCUGCGAGCGGGUGGUCAUCAACAUCUCCGGGCUGCGCUUCGAGACGCAGCUGAAGACGCUGGCCCAGUUCCCGACCACCUUACUGGGCGACCCGAGGAAGAGAAUGCGCUUCUUUGACCCGCUGAGGAACGAAUACUUCUUUGAUAGGAACCGACCCAGCUUCGAUGCCAUUCUCUAUUAUUACCAGUCCGGCGGGAGGCUCAGGAGACCCGUCAACGUGCCGGUGGACAUAUUCAUGGAGGAAAUAAAAUUUUAUGAACUGGGGGAGGAGGUCAUCGAAAAUUUCAAGGAGGAUGAAGGGUUCAUCAAGGAGGAAGAGCGUCCGUUGCCAGACAACGAAUUCCAGCGGCAGGUUUGGCUUCUGUUCGAGUACCCAGAGAGUUCCGGGCCUGCCAGGGGAAUAGCAAUAGUUUCUGUGUUGGUUAUUCUGAUAUCGAUUGUCAUUUUCUGUUUGGAGACUUUGCCCGAAUUUCGAGAGGAUGUCAAAACAUUUGAUGACCAUCUCGCAGUGAAUGGAACUACACGCGCAAAGAAGCCCAAUCCAUUCACAGACCCCUUCUUCAUAGUGGAGACCCUCUGUAUCAUCUGGUUUUCCUUCGAGUUACUGGUGAGGUUCCUCGCCUGUCCAAGCAAGCCCGCCUUCUUCAAGAACAUCAUGAACACUAUCGAUAUUGUGGCAAUCAUGCCAUACUUUAUCACGCUGGGAUUAGAGCUGGCAGAGCAUCAGGGGAACGGCCAGCAGGCCAUGUCUUUGGCCAUCCUGAGGGUCAUUCGCUUGGUACGAGUGUUCAGAAUUUUCAAGCUGUCCAGACACUCUAAAGGUCUUCAAAUCCUUGGCAAGACCCUCCAGGCCAGUAUGAGAGAGCUCGGACUCUUGAUAUUCUUUCUUUUCAUAGGGGUCAUUUUGUUUUCUAGCGCGGUGUACUUUGCUGAGACCGACGACCCAGACUCUGGCUUCAGCAGCAUCCCCGACGCGUUCUGGUGGGCGGUGGUGUCCAUGACCACGGUGGGUUACGGAGACAUGUGCCCGGUCACAAUUGGAGGCAAAAUCGUUGGGUCACUGUGUGCCAUUGCUGGGGUGCUCACCAUCGCGUUACCUGUUCCAGUCAUUGUCUCCAAUUUCAACUACUUCUACCACAGGGAGACGGAGCAUGAGGAGCAGUUCCAGUACACUCAUGUGACCUGCGGUCAGCAGCAGCCGUCGUUCGGCGAAUUCAAAAGGAGUGACAGCAAACCGUCACUGACAAAAUCAGACUACAUGGACAGUGACGAUGCGGACUCAAUAAAAUACACCAACUGCAGCCCACAUAAAACCUACACUGGUAAGCUUACAGAUGUAUGAUUGGUGAA